Messenger RNA from Abrus precatorius (Indian licorice), 1284 nucleotides. RefSeq lists its product as uncharacterized. The record is from RefSeq and is a predicted model, not a curated record. Bases 1 to 1284 code for a protein of 427 amino acids. The transcript is spliced from 9 exons. Lineage: Eukaryota; Viridiplantae; Streptophyta; Magnoliopsida; Fabales; Fabaceae.
AUGGCUGGUAGAGGUAGAGGAGCAAGAGACACCAAUGACCUCAUAGAGCGUAUGGCUCAAAUUCUGGAGACCUUGGUGCAUAACCAAGGUGGAGAGCCGGCUGAAUAUCGAGAGUUGUCUGCCUUCACUAGCAAAAGACUGGUGGAGGUUUGUCAGUCUGACCCUGCCACAAGAGGGUGGUUAUAUACAGUAGAAAUCAUUCAAGGCAAUCUUCCUAGGGAAUUACUUUCCCUGGGAUCUAAAGAAGCAGAAGGCCCAGAGGAAGACUUAUGUGCUCAGUUUAAGCAAGGACUGAGGCUAGACAUUCGAGCUGCAAUCAGUGUAUUCCAGCUGACAGACUUGCCCACUUUGGUGAGAAAGAGCAUAAUCUUUGAAGCCAACUCGAGGGGCAAGACUGUGGACACUAGGGGGAGUGGUCCAGUGAAACAUGAGAAAAGACCCUUUAGGUUCUCAAAGAGACCAUAUUCAAGUUCAAUGACUACCCCAAUGGGUAAGCUGGUUGUAAAGUUGUGGAGAGAAGACCUUGAUCUUUGGCGCGACAAUGAUAGAGGUUCCAAGGCUUAUGAGCUAGGGAGUGUGGGAGAACACAGGAGCACCAAUGCUCUUGGUGAAGAAGAAGGAUGUAAGCAUGAGGAUGUGUGUGGAUUACUGACAGCUGAACAAGGUAAUGAACAAGGAUAUGGGUACUUGCUCUUGAUCAAGGUAAAGGAUAAGGAUGUACCUAAGAUGGCAUUUAGGACGUGGUAUGGUCACUAUGAGUACUUGAUAAUGCCGUUUGAAGUGACCAAUGCGCCUGCGACUCAAGAAGAGCACGCCGAACACUUGAGAAUUGUUCUGAAAAUUCUGAAGGAGAGAGAUCCAAUUUCUAAGGCAUGUAGUGUCGAAGGAAGAAUCAUGGUAGACCCUGUAAAGGUGGAAGCAGUAGUUGGAUGGUUGAGACUGACGAAUAUGACUAAGGUCUGUAAUUUUCUAGGACUAGUAGGCUAUUACAGGAAGUUUAUUGAAGGAUUUUCUAAGAUAGCUUUGCCCUUAACAAAGCUACUCUGCAAGGGCAGGGAGUUUAAGUGGACCAAGAGGUGUGAAGCUAGUUUCUUAAAACUGAAAAUAAAGUUGACGUCAGUGUUCGUGUUAGUUCUGCCCGACCCAGAGCAGAAGUUUGAUGUGUAUUGUGAUGCGUCCGGGCAUGGACUUGAGUGUGUUUUGAUGCAAGACAAGAGAGUAGUUGCCUAUGUCUCAAGGCAGUUGCGCCUUCAUGAAGUCAAUUAUCCGACGCACGAUUUGUAG